AUGCGAGGUUCUGAGAGCAGCGGCAAGGGUCGCCUCGUGAGACCGUUUCUGAGCAUCAUUGUGCUGGAUGAUGAUGAUGAAGAUGAAGCAGCUGCCCAGCCAGGGCCCUCCCACCCACCCCCCAGUCCGGCCUUACCCCAGGCAGAAGCCCCUGGCUCCUCUGAGCCCAGUGGGGCCGGAGGCAGCAGUAGUUCUGGCGGCAAGAAAUGCUACAAGUUGGAGAAUGAGAAGCUGUUUGAAGAGUUCCUUGAACUGUGUAAGAUGCAGACGGCAGACCACCCUGAAGUGGUCCCAUUCCUAUGUAACCGGCAGCAGCGUGCCCACUCCGUAUUUCUGGCUUCAGCGGAGUUCUGCAACAUUCUCUCUCGGGUCCUGUCUCGGGCCCGGAGCCGACCAGCUAAGCUUUAUGUCUACAUCAACGAGCUCUUAACUGUUCUCAAGGCCCACUCAGCCAAGAAGAAGCUGAACUUGUCCCCUGCUGCCACCACCUCCAGUGAGCCCUCUGGAAAUAACCCUCCCACUGACCAGUCCUCAGACCACACAAAUACUGAGACCACUGCUUCUGAGCCUCCAAGGACUCGUGGUUCCCGGCGGCAGAUCCAGCGUUUGGAACAGCUGCUAGCUCUCUAUGUGGCAGAGAUACGGAGGCUGCAGGAGAAGGAGCUGGAUCUCUCAGAACUGGACGAUCCCGACUCUACAUAUCUGCAGGAGGCACGGUUGAAGCGUAAACUAAUCCGCCUCUUUGGGCGUCUGUGUGAGCUGAAAGACUGCUCUUCACUGACAGGCCGUGUCAUAGAGCAGCGCAUCCCCUACCGUGGAACACGCUACCCAGAGGUUAACAGGCGUAUUGAACGGCUUAUCAACAAGCCAGGGCCUGAUACCUUCCCGGACUAUGGAGAUGUGCUGCGGGCUGUAGAGAAGGCAGCUGCUCGUCACAGCCUUGGCCUCCCCAGGCAGCAGCUCCAGCUCAUGGCCCAGGAUGCCUUCCGAGAUGUGGGCAUCAGGCUACAGGAACGACGCCACCUUGAUCUCAUCUACAACUUUGGCUGCCACCUCACAGAUGACUAUAGGCCAGGCAUUGACCCUGCGCUGUCGGAUCCCACCCUAGCCCGGCGCCUGCGCGAAAACCGGAGCUUGGCUAUGAGCCGACUAGAUGAGGUCAUCUCCAAAUAUGCAGUGAUGCAAGAUAAGAGUGAGGAGGAUGAGAGGCAGAGAAGAAGAGCCCGACUUCCCCAAGGCAUCUCUUCCCACUCUGCAGAUCCCCCCAGAGCUUCCUCAGAUUCUGGUGAGGGUCCUAGUGGUUUGGCAUCCCAGGAGUGCCCUACCACCUCCAAGGCUGAAACAGAUGAGGAAGAAGAUGAGGAAAGUGAUGAUGAGGAAGAGGAGGAGGCCACAGAUUCUGAAGAGGAGGAUCUGGAACAGAUGCAGGAAUGUCAGGGGACCAGUGAAGAGGAGGAAGAGGAAGCAGGCAAAGAUGGAGACAAGAGCCCCCUACCCCCAUCACACAUCUCCCCUAAGAAGGACCUGGAACCUGGCAAAGAGACAAACAAGUCUUCAAGGGAGCAGCCAAACAAAACACUCCCACUAUCCCCACCAUCUUCACUGUCAGAGGAGCCGCUGGCUCUUUCCAGCACAGAUGCUGAAAGCAAUGGAGAAAAGUUGCCCCAGGAGGAAGAGAGUCCUAUGUCUCAGCUCUUUGAGCUAGAGAUCGAAGCUUUGCCUGUGGAGGCCACCCCUUCCCCUGAGGAGAGGGACAUAUCUUCUACCAGGAAGCACACAGAGGUCUCCCUCUCCACUGUUCUGGAGAACGGAGCAGCCAUGGUCACUUCUAAUUCCUUCAAUGGAGGUGUGUCUCCUCAUAAUUGGGGAGAUUCCUCCCCCCCAGGCAAGAAACCUCGGAAGGAGAAGGACACAGGAUCAGGAGACAGCUAUGUGGAAAAGCAAAGGGCAGUGCAUGAGAAGAAUGGGAAGAUUAUAUGUACCCUUGCCAGCCCACCCUCACCCUUGGCAUCCAUAACCCCAGUUGCUGAUUCCUCGACAAGGGACUCUCCCAGCCAUGUUCUGGUCACCAGCUCCCUCUACAGCCCUUCAGCUAGGCUGCCCCAAAUUCCUCAAUCCCAAGGCCCCCGGCCUGGUACUUACAAGAUGAGUGUGGCCACACAGUGUGAUCCAGAGGAGAUCAUUGUGCUUUCAGACUCUGAUUAA
Messenger RNA from Chrysochloris asiatica (Cape golden mole), 2205 nucleotides. It is a transcript of the gene DAXX, whose product is annotated as death-domain associated protein. The coding region runs from base 1 to 2205 and encodes 734 amino acids. The record is from RefSeq and is a predicted model, not a curated record. NCBI's taxonomy places the organism in Eukaryota, Metazoa, Chordata, Mammalia, Afrosoricida, Chrysochloridae. The transcript is spliced from 8 exons. Gene Ontology annotation, molecular function: histone binding.